Myxocyprinus asiaticus (Chinese sucker) is the source of this 2545-nucleotide messenger RNA. RefSeq names its product growth arrest-specific protein 1-like. The record is from RefSeq and is a predicted model, not a curated record. Gene Ontology annotation, biological process: regulation of cell cycle. Lineage: Eukaryota; Metazoa; Chordata; Actinopteri; Cypriniformes; Catostomidae. The coding region runs from base 1107 to 1889 and encodes 260 amino acids. The transcript has a single exon.
AAAUUGACACCAAAACAAAACUGGUUCUUCUGUGUUGCAACAUAAGGUGAUGCACCAUUUUUUUACAUUCUGGAUAGGAAUGCAGGCUUUAUGCAAGUAAAUGAUGACAGAGCUUUAAUCUUUUGGUGAACUGCUCCUUUCACAGAUGAGUUUUUGAAAAGCAAUGUGAAACCCUUGCUUUGUUUUAUUUCAUCUUGUUUCCACAUUUGGAAAUUUUCCAAAUAUUUUCACGUGUAGGCCUACCAUACCUUAAUACAUUAUUAAACGCACACCUCUUAAAAAAGGCUUAGGUCUGUAAGGCUAAAUAAGUGGUCACAAGCGAAUAUAAUUACACAUAAUUACUCACAGCUGAAUAUAAGUGUGGAAGCAUCGGCUAAGACAUGCAGUGCAUUUUGUCUUUGAUAUCAAAAAUAUCCAAGUGUGUCACCGUGGGCGUGGGUUGAUGCUUUAGCAAGUCAAAUUACGGUCCCAUACCCUCCUCUCCACAUUCUCGAGUCUCUACCUUCAUCAAGUCUUACCUCCACCCUCCAAGUGACGUCAGAAAUCACAACAACUAAUCGGACCAACAGUAUGCUUCAACUGGGCAACUGGACAGAAACACUAGGACGUCUCAGUGUGACCGCUGGAGUCAGAUAAGUGCGUUGAACUCUUUCAGCUUUGGUAUUUGACCAAAAUUGACACAUUGAAAAAUCGCUUUUGGCAGUUGCUGAUUAAUCGGUGAAUAUUAGCCCAAAGCUGCGGAAUGGAGACUCGCGCGAGGCUCGUAAAGAGGUUGCAGCACGUUUUGCGCUCGCCGUAGUGAGCGAAUCUGAUGCGUUCCAGCACGCUACGAGUUUUUCCCGAAACAGAAUUCGGUGUUUGUCGAUGGAAGAACGCUCAGGCACGUAUCUGUGGAUAUUGAAGGAGCACAUAUGCCCACUCUUAACUUCCUAAAGUGGUCAACAAAUCGCGGCUAGACGGCGGGCAUGGAACAAGGGGAGUUAUUCGCCUCAAAGUAUCUGUUAGGGAUAGAAAAACAUUAUGGAUGUUAUUGUACAAAUCAACAAAUGGAAACCCUUCACCUAAUAAGUUAACUUUCCAUCCGCUGCGCGUGGGCACUUUGAGGAAUGGCAAACUUUGACCACUCUGCAGUCACUUCAUGGCUGCAGAUAUUGAUUUUGUCCAUCGGCUGUGCGUUGAUAUGUUUCAGUCGCUUAUCCACUGCAUCCCCAGCACACAACCAGCGUUUGAUAUGCUGGCAGGCCAUUAUGAAGUGCCAAGAAGAGUCGGAGUGUCACUACGCUUAUACUCAGUAUCUGCACGCGUGCGGUCCGGUUAUUAACGGCGACAGGAAGAAAUGUCCCAGCCACUGCAUUUCUUCCAUCAUUCAGCUCAACCUCACUGUGAACGGCCCGGCACUGGAAGACUGCGAGUGCGCUUCGGACACUUUGUGCAUGAUCACCAAGCGAGCCAUCGAGCCCUGUAUGCCCAGAACCAGCCACACAGGCUGCACUGAAGCCCGUAAACAGUGCGAGAAGGACCCAGAGUGCAGCACCGCCAUGCGGGACUAUCUGUAUCACUGCAGGAAACUGUUUGGAGGAGAGCGGUGCUCGGAUGACUGCCGGCGGGUCAUCACGAACAUGCGCUCCAUUCCCAAAGCCCAGCUGCUGGAUACUUGCGUUUGCGACGGCGAGGAGAGAACUAUAUGCGAGUAUGUCAAAGUCAGCAUGAGGAACUUCUGCUUUAACGACAAAUACGCCGGGAGUGGCUUUUCAGAUACCGAGGAGGACUCUGACGACGACUAUGAGACGGAUUAUGAAGAAGAGGACAGUGAUGCCGUGGAUUUUAGAGCACAAUAUAUUUUUACGUUGGCAUCCACCAUUUUGACUUUUGUUCUCUUUUUACAUUAAAAUGAGUCAAGUUUCCAGAAUUAAAAGUUUCAUUAUUUGCGUUUGACCCCAGUGAGCAGCACCCACUUUCAGUGGGCCCAAAAUUAUUAGUUUAACUUUUCGUUAAUAAUGUUUAACUAAUACUGUUUGGUUCCCAAAACGUUCUGUGAAUGUUGGUAAUAUAAAACAUAAAAAGAACGUUACUAGAACGUUAGGAGUUGGUUUCCCCCACCCCCAAAUGCUACCGAUGGGAAGCAUACUCUGACGUUAGGGGAACGUUCUUGCUGUUUCUUUUACCAUUAUUUGCUUACUAUACGACAGAGUGAAAAUAGCCUUAUUGAAGAAAAAGAAAAAAAAUAAAAAAUGGGAAAGGAGUUGAGCUGCCAAAAAUGUUCACAAAAAGAGUAGGGGUUUUGAUGUGAAAUGUUGAAAAUAUGUGUUUCACUAAAUAUUCAAUUAUUAAGAACUGUUGUGGAAAUCACUAUUCAAAGAGAGAAAAAAAAAAUACUGGAAGUUUAUUUUUGUAUGAAAGAUUGGUUAGUGUAAAUUGUAGUUGUAUGAUAAUCGUGAAGGUGUAUAAUGCUUGUGUAUCAUAAUUGUGUGAAUAAUAUUCUUAAAGAAGUAAUACAUUGUAAAACCUAUUCAUAAUGUGAUCAUAAAAAGAUGUUGUAAAAUUA